UUCGUCACUCUCUCCUAUGUCUGGGGAGAGGCGGCCUCACGCACCUUUAAGGAAAAAGCGCUGGUAUCCGAGUCGUAUCAUGUGAGCGACAACGUAUGUCUAAUGGAUAGACAGCCAAUUGCUCUUCUCGAAGGAAACCUUCCUCAAACUUUUGAGGACGCUAUCGGUUUCACAAAGCGUCUAGGAGAGCGAUACAUCUGGAUUGACGCUUUGUGCAUUCCUCAAGAUGAACCUGGCAUUAAAGCACAGCAAAUCUCGCAGAUGGAUCAGAUUUACUCCAGCAGUAUCUGUACCAUAGUUUCGCUCGAGUCAGGCGUCGAGGGAGGAUUGCCAGGGUCCAGCUACAAAUCCCCAAGAAAUGUCGACCAAUAUCUCGAACAGUUACCUGGAGGCUUAAAAAUAGCUAGCCCAUUAAUGAGCCUCAGGCUGCUCAUGGAAGGAUCUCCCUGGGAAACACGAGCUUGGACGAUGCAGGAGCAUUUGCUUUCCAGAAGAACAUUGUUUUUUGGCAAGCAACAGGUCUUUUUCAUUUGCGGCGAGAUGACGACGAAAGAAACGACCCCACGACACAGUUUGCAGCAAUCAUACCAGACCUGUGCCAGUCUUUACUCUCAUCGCAACCUCACUUUCCCUAGCGACCGCUUCCGGGCGUUUGAGGGCUUACAAGCUCGAUUGUCCAAACUAUACCAAGUCGAGUUUAUCCAUGCUAUGCCG
Molecule: messenger RNA, 714 nt
Organism: Fusarium redolens
Lineage: Eukaryota; Fungi; Ascomycota; Sordariomycetes; Hypocreales; Nectriaceae
Product: heterokaryon incompatibility protein-domain-containing protein
Exons: 2
Source: RefSeq, a predicted model, not a curated record